Messenger RNA from Notothenia coriiceps (black rockcod), 688 nucleotides. RefSeq names its product heat shock protein b8 (gene hspb8). Gene Ontology annotation, biological process: cellular response to unfolded protein. NCBI's taxonomy places the organism in Eukaryota, Metazoa, Chordata, Actinopteri, Perciformes, Nototheniidae. The transcript is spliced from 2 exons. The coding region runs from base 212 to 688 and encodes 158 amino acids. The record is from RefSeq and is a predicted model, not a curated record. Gene Ontology annotation, molecular function: protein homodimerization activity. Gene Ontology annotation, cellular component: nucleus; cytoplasm; protein folding chaperone complex.
CAGCCAGGAGGAGUUUAGGAGAGGCAGAGCACACUUUAACAGUUUGUUGUUGAAUCUGGUGACUUGUUGCGUAACGGUGAUGCGCAAAACCCAAAUAACGAUACAGUUUACCACACAUUGUUGUUUUUAUUAGUUUUUAUCUUAAAAGAAAAGUUUGUAUUCGGUGUUUUUUGGCAGACCUUUAACUGGUUUUUAACUCGGCUGGACUAACAUGGCAGAGGGAGACUUCUACACGAUGGGAAACCGGCAGAGGUUUCCCAGGGAUCCGUUUGGAGAGUCUCCGUUCAGGGAUCAACUGGGAUCUCGGUUUAUGGAGGAUGACUUUGGGAUGCCCGCUUUCCCCGAAGAUCUGUCCAUGGACUGGCCGGGCUGGGCUCGGCCGGGCCGGCUCGGCACGCGCCUCAGUUCCUCGCCCUUCAGCACCACUUUACGCACAGGUUUCCCCUCACGCCAGUCCACGGGAGGCCCCACGCUGUACACCAGUAUGUACGGCGAGCCUUCCUCCCGGAGCUCCCCCACCACCACCGGGGGCGAACCCUGGAAAGUUUGCGUGAACGUCCACAGCUUCAAACCAGAGGAAUUAAACGUCAAAACGAGAGACGGUUUUGUAGAAGUGUCAGGAAAACAUGAAGAGAAGCAGGAAGAAGGAGGCAUAGUGACAAAGAAUUUCACAAAGAAAAUACAGUGA